This is a messenger RNA of Drosophila navojoa, 2310 nucleotides long. RefSeq lists its product as uncharacterized. The record is from RefSeq and is a predicted model, not a curated record. Lineage: Eukaryota; Metazoa; Arthropoda; Insecta; Diptera; Drosophilidae.
UGUAAAGUUCUAUAUAUACUCGUGCAUAUAUAUAUAUAUAAAGAGAGAGAGCGAGCAGCCAUGGGCUGCGCCAGCAGCACUCCGAUGGUUGCAACGGCUGGCAGCGAAAUGCUAAAAGCUGCCACACAUGUGGCAGGCGAUGUCCAAAAGCAAGGCGAAGCGGCAGUUGCAGACGCCACGCAGGCCAUUAGCUCGACCAUGGACACGGCCAAGGAGACAGUCAGCACAGCCGUGGCGGGCAUUACCAGCGAGCUGGGCAGUGCCUUCAAGGAGGGCAGCGAAGCACUGGAGGAGGCCAAGCACAAGGUAAUGGAGGGUUUGCAUCUGGAGUGCAAGGCGGACGCUGAGCAGACGGAGACGAGCUCAUCGAGGGCGCCGACUCCUGCCCUGGAGCCGGAUGGCGACAGCUUGAAGACCUCAACGCCCGAGCCAGAGAUCGAGAGGGCGCUGGCCAAUGAGGAGGAGGCGCCGCCCACGCCCAAGCCCUCGCUCGAAGAGCUCGCCGGGCUGAGCGCCCAGGCGAGCGAGGCGAGUGUCGUCACAGUGGUGGCCGCUACAGUGGUGGCCGAAACGACAGCCCAUGCGGAGACGAAGGCAGCCGUGGAGUACUCUACUUCUGAGCUCUCAAAGCACAUUCAAAGACCUGUCAAAGCCGAUUUCACUCAUGCUCCAUCUAACCAUAAAUCAAUCCCCAACAAGAAAAAAUACCAAAAUGAAUCCUUAUUAACACACACACACACACACACCGAUAACACACUCCCCUGCAAUAGUCAUUGGCAGCGUAAGGGAGAGUCCGAGCAGGAGGAGCAGCGUCGCCCCAACACCACCGAAUGGGAAAAGCUGGCCGAUCUGCUGGCCAAGGGCCACAGGUUUAGGCCCUACGAGAGCUUUGCCCGCAAUCAAAAUCAGUUUUCCGUCUACAAGGACUACACCAGCCUGAGGGAUAAGCCCGGCCAUUACGACGGACACUUUAGCGACGGCACUUCGCUAUCGAGCACCCAGUCAGACCUCUCCAGCGGCCACUUGACCCCAGCCCCACCCAAGGGUCAGCGUGACUAUGCCAAGUUCGUGGGCGCUGAGCAGCCGACGAGCGUGUCGCGUGCCAGUUCCCGGCUCUCGAAUGUGGGCGGGGCUGGCACAGCACCUCGAGCCUUCGACUAUAAUCCACAGCGUGAGCGCAUCAAUCUGGGCACGCGAGGUGCCAGUCGCGUCGAGUCGGCGCGUCGCUCCCUGUGGGCCAGGAGCCAGCCCGACGUGCUGCCCGAGGAGCGCAGCUAUAGUCCGGUGAGGCGCAGCAGCUUGGUCGCCGCACUGCGCCCAGUCGGGGAUGCACCACAGCGGCCAAUGAGCAGAUCCACCUCCAACCUGCAGAUGACGAGAAAGCAGAGGGAGGAGCAAAGGGAGUCCGUGCCGGGCAGCCGACGACACUCCGAGGUGAACGCCGUGAGACCCAAGGAGAAGGAGAGCAGAGCAGCACCACAGAAGCCCGCCAGAUCGAAGGCCACAACCACACAGCCAGCCAAAGAGACCAAACCACUUGCCAAAGCGCCGACUGAGUCCAGGCCUCAGCUAGGUGCGAGCCUCAAGUCCGCACUGGACUCAUCGCGCGACAUCAGCUCGGCGCUGCUGUUGGCCACGCCCUUAGCCGCCACCUCAGUGCUGCACAGCCCUAAAGCAGACAGCGGCAGUAAACCGCCAACGCCCACUGUGGCACGUGCCGGCACUUUUGUGGUGGAGCCGAGGCAAACGGCAGCUGUCACGCAUGCCACGCCCCUGCGACAGGCAACUAGGACAAGUGCUGCCCUUAUCGCAGAUGCCAUUGAAUCCGAGGAAGCGAGCACGUCGAUGACUCAACGGACACACGACUCACCAAAUGCUGCCUCAGCCGUGACCAAAUCUCUUCAGUCCCCGUCCGCGUCGCGUGCCCCGUCGCGCCUCUCCUCCAGCAGCAGCGGCACGGAUGUGGUCAUACAGCCGCUGAGUCAUCUGAACACGCCCAGCGCCGUCUCCCUGUCGCCCGAUGUCGUUGUCACGGAAUACGACGACAGCGACUUGGAGGCGGCCUUGGCACAGCUCGCCGGCAGGCGUGGCUCCACUGCAGCCUCCCUGCACUCCCAGCGCUCCACCGUGCGCGACUCGCGACGCACUUCACCCUGGCUCCGGCGCAAUAUGGACAACUAUUGCAGCCAGGAGCUGAAAACUCACACAAGCUGUGGCGCUCUGGGCGUCUGCUCGUCCGCCCAGGGCCAAGGUGCCGGGCACCUGCUCGAGCGUUGUGAAAUCUGUUGCAAUGAAUUUGUGAUGAAUUAA